Messenger RNA from Colletotrichum spaethianum, 1524 nucleotides. RefSeq names its product cysteine desulfurase, mitochondrial. NCBI's taxonomy places the organism in Eukaryota, Fungi, Ascomycota, Sordariomycetes, Glomerellales, Glomerellaceae. The record is from RefSeq and is a predicted model, not a curated record. Gene Ontology annotation, molecular function: pyridoxal phosphate binding; cysteine desulfurase activity. Gene Ontology annotation, cellular component: nucleus; mitochondrion; cytosol. Bases 1 to 1524 code for a protein of 507 amino acids. The transcript has 2 exons. Gene Ontology annotation, biological process: [2Fe-2S] cluster assembly.
AUGGCUAGCAUCACUUCCACCGCCUUUAGGCAGGCGGGUCGCCUAUGCCGUCACACAACAGGACCUGGAAUUCCCUCGCGAGGGAUUUCCUCAUUAUCAAGGGUGGCGACAGCUCCUGCGCAGAGAUUAUCUCAGCAGCGCAGAUACGUCUCCGAGACGAAGCGUGAUAAUGCACAGGUCAACGUCGAGACGGCUAUCAAACUCGACAAGAAGGACUUCAUCGAUGUCGUACCCCAGUCUCCCGAUGCACCAAACGUCAUGGUUAGCCCCAUGGCCGAGGUGCUGAAGCAAGUCACUACGAUGGAGGAGGGCCAGCGUCCUAUCUAUCUGGACAUGCAAGCCACGACUCCCGUCGAUCCCCGUGUCCUCGACGCUAUGCUACCGUUCUAUACUGGCAUCUACGGCAACCCCCACUCGAGAACACACGCCUACGGAUGGGAGAGUGAACAGGCCGUUGAGACGGCACGGCAGCACAUUGCGAAGCUCAUCGGUGCCGAUUCCAAGGAAAUCAUUUUCACCAGCGGCGCCACCGAAAGCAACAACAUGAGCAUCAAGGGUGUCGCGAGAUUCUUUGGCAGAUCGGGCAAGAAGAGGCACAUUGUCACAUCGCAGACUGAGCAUAAGUGCGUCCUGGACAGCUGCAGGCAUCUUCAGGAUGAGGGCUUUGAAGUCACGUAUCUUCCUGUCCAGAACUCUGGUUUGAUUGACAUGGACGAACUGGCUGCCGCUAUCCGCCCCGAUACUGCUCUUGUCAGCAUCAUGUCCGUCAACAACGAAAUCGGUGUCAUUCAGCCCUUAGAGCAGAUUGGAAAGCUCUGCCGGGAGAAGAAGACGUUUUUCCACACCGACGCUGCCCAAGCUGUCGGAAAGAUUCCCAUGGACGUCAACGCUAUGAACAUCGACUUGAUGUCCAUCUCGUCCCACAAGAUCUACGGCCCCAAGGGUAUUGGAGCUUGCUACGUCCGCCGGCGGCCGAGAGUUAGGCUCGACCCUAUCAUCAGCGGAGGUGGACAGGAGAGAGGCCUGCGAAGCGGCACUCUCGCCCCGUCGCUGGCUGUCGGCUUCGGCGAAGCGUGCCGCAUCGCGUACGAGGAAAUGGAGUACGACUCGAAGCGCAUUAAGGCGCUAUCCGAUCGUCUCCUCAACGGUCUCCUCUCGAUGGAGCACACGUCACAAAACGGUGACCACGAGCACUUUUACCCUGGAUGUGUAAACGUUUCGUUCGCCUACGUAGAGGGCGAGUCUCUCCUCAUGGCUUUGAAGGAUAUUGCCUUGUCUUCUGGCAGUGCUUGCACGUCUGCGUCUUUGGAGCCCAGCUACGUCUUGCGUGCGCUAGGCAACAGUGAUGAGAGCGCCCACAGCAGUAUCCGAUUCGGUAUUGGACGUUUUACAACCGAGCAGGAGAUUGAUUACGUUCUCAAGGCCGUCAAGGAGCGGGUCGAUUUUCUGCGUGAACUGAGCCCUCUUUGGGAAUUAGUUCAGGAGGGUGUCGACCUGAACACGAUCCAGUGGAGCCAGCAUUAA